Molecule: messenger RNA, 7482 nt
Organism: Bicyclus anynana (squinting bush brown)
Lineage: Eukaryota; Metazoa; Arthropoda; Insecta; Lepidoptera; Nymphalidae
Product: ras-related protein Rac1
Exons: 6
Coding region: 296-874 (192 amino acids)
Biological process (GO): motor neuron axon guidance; regulation of cell shape; regulation of actin cytoskeleton organization
Cellular component (GO): cell cortex; cell projection; cytoplasmic vesicle
Molecular function (GO): protein kinase binding; GTP binding; GTPase activity
Source: RefSeq, a predicted model, not a curated record
AAAUGAAACAUGAGUUCAGACUUGUCGGCUGAGCGAACGUAAUGCAAUCGGCGAAACGUCUGUAUUUAACUGAUUUGUAAUUCGGAUUCCUAAUCGCUAAAAGGGAGAUAUGAUAUUAUUUUCGUUAUCUAAAAACUGUGCCGAUCGUCUACGCGAGUGUUGAUUGUAAUGCCGAAGUGUAUUGAUUACAUUUACAAGUGAUUUAUGUGCAGUGGUUUUGUACAAGAUUGGUUUGGAAGCAUUUUGCCGAGAUAAUCUCCCAGUUGUCUUAGUUGGAACAUUAGACUGAGUCAAAAUGCAAGCGAUCAAGUGUGUAGUUGUGGGUGACGGAGCUGUCGGUAAGACCUGCCUCCUCAUCAGUUACACCACAAACGCCUUCCCCGGGGAGUACAUACCAACAGUAUUCGACAACUACUCCGCGAACGUGAUGGUGGACGGUAAGCCCAUAAACCUGGGCCUGUGGGACACGGCUGGCCAGGAGGACUACGACCGGCUGCGGCCGCUCUCCUACCCACAGACCGACGUGUUCCUCAUAUGCUUCUCGCUCGUCAACCCCGCCUCCUUCGAGAACGUCCGCGCUAAGUGGUACCCAGAAGUGAGGCAUCACUGCCCGUCAACGCCCAUCAUCCUCGUGGGCACGAAGCUCGAUCUCCGCGAAGACAAGGACACCAUUGAGAAGCUGAAGGACAAAAAGCUAACGCCCAUCAUUUAUACAUCAGGCCUAGGCAUGUCCAAGGAAAUCGGCGCGGUGAAGUACCUGGAGUGCUCGGCGCUGACCCAGAAGGGGCUGAAGACGGUAUUCGACGAGGCGAUCCGCGCCGUGCUGUGCCCCGUGCAGCCGGUCAAGGUGAAGCGGAAGUGUUCGAUACUGUAAGGAUUGCGACGCGUCAGGAGAGAGUAGAGGAAGUACGACGCAAGUGUAAACAGCCUAGCUUAAAGAAAUAGCGCACCAAACGAUCCGUCUUCUAUGGUAUCACCACAGUGCUGUAUGAACUAAUGUAACAUGGACUGCAAUUGAAUGCAAUGCAAUAGAUGUUAAUUCUUAAAAUGUUAAAAUAAAUACGCGUCAUUUAUUACGUCAAAUGGGUUGGUGUGAGUGAGCUCCGUAUUUGUAAACGCUUUUGUAUAAUCUGUGGAGUGACAGCUGACGUUUGACAGUUGUCUAUGGUUAAGUGACAUCUCUGUUUAUGGGAACAUACUGGUCAGGUUUUUUUAUCGAGUUGUAAUUCAUAAUUAUUGAUAUUUGGGUGCUUUUUCUAUCGCGACUUGUAUUCAAAAUAUUAAAAAUACAUUCCUACACUCUUGCUUGAACACCUAACGUCGCCAUUUUUGUUGAUCCAUCGACGGCAGAUUAAAAAAUAUAUGUAUUAUAUUUCCCCCCACUUUUGGUGCGUUGGUGUUUUCGAAAUGUGGAAUUGUUGAAAUUUUUUGUGUUAGACAGAGAUUAUAUUUUUCGAUUUAUUAUUAUUAUUAUUAUUAUUAUUGCUUAUUUUGUUCCCAAUUUGAUUGAUUGUUGUAUUUCAUUAUUAGGUGUCUGUAAGUACAUACACAGUAUUCGCUAAAAAUGUUUUAUAUAAAUAUUUAAACUUUCGUAUACUGUAUGUAAUGUGUAUUAAUAAAUGUUUUACAAUACUAUAUCAAUAUUUGUAUGGUAACACUGUCUAGUUGACUAAAUUUGCAUUUCAAUGUAAUGAAAAGAGUGAUCGUUUUAUGUGUAACUUAACAACUAUCAACGAAUAACUUUUAUCAUAGUGUCUAUAUAUGUCCGACUAAACAAAAUUCGAAAAAUCCGCAUUUAACAAAAAAAAAACAAGUUCCAUUUUCAAAAAAUAUGCAUUGAAAAGCAAAGUUAACUAAUCUGACGGUACUUUUUAUGUUAAAAGUUAUGUAGAGGUAUUACGAUUUCUUUUUUUUUUUAAAUUAUGGAAAUCAACUGCUUAUUAAAUAAAUUGGAUAUUAACAACGUUGAUUUUAUCUUAAGUAAUGUUUUUUAUGUAAUCAAUAGGCACAAAGUAGCAGUAAAAAUUAUCGUUGCCAACAUAUUUUAUGUGUUUUAAUGUUAUUAAUAAAUUAUUAGGCUACCCGCGUUUCACUUGUAAAAUCUACGCCCAUUGACCUCUUAUAAUAAAAGGACGCACAAUCAUGUAGAAAAUUUCACUUGAAAAAUGGUGAAUUUUGCUUUGACAGUUUUAGAAUUAUUGGUAAAGAAAAUUGUACCUAUAGUCCAAUAUUCAGUAAAAUCCCAAAUUCAGAGCGAAUUCAACCUUAAAGAUUGAGUUUAAGGUUGAAUUUGCAAAUGUGACUACUUGAAUUGAGUGCCAAGAAGUUGUGCUUAGCACUCAUUGAAUUUUGGUCGGUGAUUGUGCAUCCACUUUUUAAUAGGUGAUCGAUGUCUACACCCAAUACUUUAGCACCCGUGAAAUGCGUUAUACAUAUCGAAGUUUAGCUAGAGGACAGUUGAAUGCAAUUUAAAUAAUUAAAUAAUAAAUUGUUUUGAUGAUAAAUUGUACAUUAAAUGAUGGUUUUACUGAUUAAUUGCAUUGAUUAAUUUGUUCACGAUUUUGUUUGGAUCGAUUUGUUUAUUGCAUCAAAUGAGGGUAACUUUGAAUUUCAGCACAAAAAUAUGUGUAAGUGUUAUAUUAUGAAUUAUGCCAGUGUUUUGUAUGAUAUAUGUCAUUUUAAUUUUUGUAUUGUAUGGUUAAAUAGUGAUGGCUAAAAUAGUGGCUGUAAAAUAAUAGAAUUUUUAAAUUAAUUAUUCGACUGGGCAUUCAAUUUUUAUUUAAAAUUAAUAAGUAUCAGUAUUACACAGAAAAGCAUUUAAACCAAUUAAGUUUUACUGAAAAUCAAAGUUACCUUGUGUUUUUUUUAGUAUUUUAUUUUUUAAUUUUCAACAAUGUCCUUAUUAUCAUCAAACAAGCUGUAAUAUUCAAGUCUUAUUAAAACUUCUAAAGGUUACUGUGAAAUGCCGCACAAUUAUUAAUUUAAGCAACUUUGACCAAGUUGGGACUUUUCUGAUUGGUCGCUUAGUCCUUGGGAGACAUUUUUCGUAAAAAGAAAGUGUGAUAAAUGGGUUUAGCCUUUAAUUGACGAACACGGCCUUUUAUUAGUUUUUAUAUUACGCCUAAAUAACAUUUUAAUUGUCCACGCGACACUUGUACUGAUGUUUCGAUUGCUUUUGAACUGUUACAGCGUCUCCACAUUACCAUAUUUUAUAUCAUAAUGGGACACUGUUGUCCCAUUUGCAUGUCCCUCGAUAUAUGAUGGUAUAGUGUGGAAACGCCCUUAGAAAUAAGUUAAUUACUGUCUAAAUCCACUCCUAAAAUAAGUAAUAGUACACGUAAAAACGCUAAGGAAUGUGCAAUUGUUAUUGCUUUGUACUAUCGACAUCGAUGCCAUAGACAAUUUUUACUUAUUGAAAAUGAAAUAUUUGAAAAUGGAAUCUUAGCCGCUUCGUUAUAUUUUAUUUUUUUCGUAAGCAUAAACAAUUGCACAAAAUAGGUAAAUAGCUGGUAAGGUUUUAAUGUAUUGUUCAGAUGCAAAUAUUUAGAAGAAACGGCGUGUAAAUAACGGUAAUUUUAGUAUGAUUAAAAAAAAAAAACUAAAAUGUAAGUGAUCGGGCCAUUUACUAUGGCGUUGCAUUUUUUAUAUCCUAGGAAUCAUAUAAUAGGGAGCUUCGAUCACAUUUUUUAUACAUAUUAGUUAGUAUGUGUAUUUGCUAUCAUUAAUAAAGGAAUUAUUACUUUAAUAUCUAUUAAACCUUUCAUUACUUGUGCGCUAACUAGUACCUAUGUCAAUAACCUGUAUUUUAUUAAGUGGUGUCCUGAAAUAUAAUAAACAUAUUUUUCUAUGAACAUUUCAAAAUGAGAAUCUAUUGGAACAGUUUUAAAAGUUUCUGUACAAUAACCGAGCACUUCCAGAAAGAACUUGUAACUUAAUGGAAAAAAAAAUAAUUAUCGAUAACAUAAGGUAUGCUUAACAACACUAGAGGUUUUAUUUUUUAAAUGUGAUUUUAUUAAGUUACGGAAGUGCUAGAACCCAGUCUCUCAAACUAUCUUUACAUACAUUGCGUCAAAGAAAAAAUAAUGUGUGUCCAUGAUUUGUCUAAAUGAUUUAAAUCUUUAGUUAUGUUAGUCGGGGAUCCGUAGAACAAUUUUUACAACUGAUUACUAUCAAGUUAAUUUUUUGUGAGUAGCUUCAUCUCGAUCAGACGAUCAACUUUUUUAUUCACGAAAAUUCUUGAUUCUGGUAGCUAACUGAGUUACCAGGAAAUAAAAUUUCGAACGAGAUAAUUUACCACGGAAUUUGUAGGACAUUAUGGCUGUUAAGUUGUAUAACUAUUAAUUAAGCAACAGUUUAUAUCCUGGUAAAUCAGUUAACUACCAGAAUCAAGAAUUUUCGUAAAUGAAAAAGUUUAUCUUCUUAUCGAGAUAAAGCUACUCAAGAAAACUUGAUAGUAAUCAGUUGUACAAAAUAUUCUACAGAUCCCUGACUGUCUUGUAUGACUGGGUAAAAACUAGUACAAUCAACACAACUUCUGAAACAGUGCAAAUCAUUAUCUUGUAUUAUUAUUAAUCAAAAAUGUGUAGAAAAAAAAAAUAUUAUUCGACCAAUAUAGUUUCAAUUGUUUAAGGUGAAAUAUAUUUAACGCUAUAAUAAUAUUUUCUGAAAAAUUUUAGUGUUUUAUUUUAGGUUUUAAAAUGGUGUUGUGUCUUUCACUGUACAUGUAUUUGUAGCGUUGUUUAUUUCGAUUAUGGCAUCAUUAUAACCUCAAAGGAAAACGAACCUAAUGACCUUUGUUUUAAAGUCUGAAUUUAUCUACAAAACCUAUCUCUCAUUUUCAUUUGGUAAUGGUCUUAAUGUCAUUUGUGUAAGGGGCUGUCAAUUUUAGUUCAGGUUUUAGUUUCGGGACUUUUUUCGUGGCUCUGAGUCUAUGUAGUAUAUUAUACAGAGCUACAGCCUACAGCUACGAAGGCAAUGCUAAAACCGGACAUACACGAACAGCUUGAAGUAUCUAUUCUGGGUCGACUGCUUCAAGCUGCGACUGCAUAGCAUACCAUCGAGCAGUUAUCAAUGCCAGUUUUAAGCUGUUGCCUCUAACUGCAAGAGCGGUCCAAGCAUCGAUCGCAGAUCGUUAGAUGGGCCUCAAAGCGUCGCGGAAUUGUCAUUGGUUUUGCACAUUGAGUACGUCAUCACUCGUAACACUAUUCUCUUUAUUCAUGUUGUGGCUUGUGUUUUUACACUCCCAAAAUGAACACGAAGGCAUAAUUAAGGGUUUAAAAUGAGAAAAAAACAGUAAAUAUUUUCUUAAGUCCACGUCCACUCACAGCAUGCUCUUGUUACGUACUAAGAUAAGAUGUGCGUGCACGUCUUUGGGGAAUGACAUAAUAUGGAGAGGCCCAUCUAACUAUUUAUACUGAUGGGUCCACGUAUGUCGAUUACUGACUAACUGCUCCAACUGCUUGUGAUGAUGACGCAAAAAUUAUGUACAUUGAAAGAUCAAUACGUAUUCUGAUUUAACAUAAAUGUGUAGUGAAAAGCUUCUGUAUGUUAGCGCAUAUAUACAUUUUAGUCGAAAUUUAUUUUCCACUAGCGUCUACUGUAACUGACGGAACAUUUAUUGGUGUUAGCUUUUAUUGUUAUGUCAUUGUUACUAAUGCAUUCUGUACACGAUCGUGUCGUUGCGUCUAUCUAACCAUAAUACCCGCUCUAAGUUCUCGUGCGAAUCGCGCGCGAAUCCGUUAUCACAAAAGAUGGAAAUAUAUUAUUAUAGUCCAGUAAUAUCAGGGUGGCCUAUGGCUAAAAAUGACAAUUUUUAGUUGACCGAUAGUUGGACGACUUUUUAAUUGUCUGUGGUAUAGUUGGACGAUUUAGUUGGGCUGUCAUACAUCGCUAUACCUGUUCUAUAAUCGGCCGAUCAAGUCGGCCAGCUAAAAGUUGUAAGUAAGUGGGGGCUCUUAGAUUUAAUCUGGGGGAAAAUUCCUACUGAGCUGAUUUUUGUAUACACCUUUAUUAUGGUGUUAUUAUGAAGAUGUGAAAAAUCGACGAUCGAUAUCGUGCCGGCUUAAAUAGUUACAAAGGUCAAAAGGUAGUAGUUUAAAAUACCUAAAAUUACUGGACUAUGUUAAUGAGAACAGCACAUAGAGGUUUCGCGACAUUUUCGUGCGAUGUUCUUCGGUUUUUGCUCCGUUACAAAGGAUUCGCGAAUCAGAUUCGAGUGUAAAGCAGAUGAGAUAUUUUGCGAGCGCCACAGUUGGCGUCGGAUUCUCACGACGUUUUGGAGCUGUCUUAAGACUUUGAAAACAUUGCAUAAGUAAAACAAUAUUCUGUCGAUUAGCAAAGCCAAAUGUCGACAAAAAUUUGGCAAAAGAGAUUAAACAACGAUCAUGAAUUACCAAAAUGAAACUUCUACAAGGAAAUUUUAAAUUAGUAACGAAUUAGCAGCGCCUCUGUUUCUGCAAAUGAUUAUGGGCAAUAGUCAUCACAUAACAUUGGGUGACACGGCAUAACGGUUUUCGUGUCAAAAAAGCAAUAAACACACACACACACAUGCUUUUCUGCAUUCAAACACUUGCAAAAAGCAAGUUUUUACUUAAAAAUAUCUAAGCAAUGUAUGUAUGAUGAGAAAUUAAUGUAUAAAUUAAUGUAUGAGCAAACCUUUAUUACAAUACAAAUAUAAAAGGUUCCAAUGAUUGCCGAUAUAAAUGUAUUAAAGAAAUUGUAUACUUUUAUCUUGAUAUCUUUCAAGGUCACGAUAAAAUGGUCACUGGGACAUACAGAUAAGAACAAGCGCUUUUUAUCCACAAUUUUUGAGCAAUAUUCAAUGUUGUUUUUAAUGGUGAUGUUGAGAAUAACUUUGCUUUACGAGUAAAACCGAGGGAUAUAAUCGAGGCUUAUAAAUCGCAAUUUAAUUUUAGACUGCGUCGUGAAUAAACAUUUAAAUAAAUACUACAAUCAAAGUAAAUGCGUCGAAUAAUUAUGACGUCAGUAAGCCCAAAAUGUGCAUACGACACAUCUCGAGAAGAGUCAAAUGUCGACCAAUAGUGCCGAAAUCUAUCGCUGUCUCUGUUGUCCCAUCGGAUCGAAAGAGAGAGCGAUAUUUUCGAUUGAGUUUGAGUGGUUUUGGUAGACGGGACGACAAGAACACGUGUCCGCUUUUAUUCGUAACCGCUUGUACAGUGUGCCUAGUGGGAGUUUUCAAUAUUUUCAUACUGUUAUUAUCACGUUGACGUAAACGCAAAUUUAUAUGGAAUUGCAACAGUUGUCCACUAGAUGGCGUUGUUUUAAUUCCUUAGAAAUUCGCGUUUACGUUACGUGACAGUAACAGUAUCAAACUGCCACUAGGCCCUCUGUUCGUUUUAUACGAAACGUCAAUGUAUUGUAUGUGGUAAAUACCUACGCCGAACGUCAAAACUGGAUGGAUACUUCUUCCAAAUAUUGUGAAGCCUCUGAAUAAUUCCAAAUAUAUUUAUAUUAACUGUUCAA